UGGCCGGGGCGGUCGCGCGGCCUGCGUCGCGCGGAGGUUCGCUGGGCAGUGCUGUCUCAUCAGUGAGGCGGGGAAACCGGCAAGUCCCGAGUCUUGUCCAACCUGCAGCCCCCAGCCCUCCGCUACCAUGGAGUACCUCAUUGGCAUCCAGGGCCCCGACUAUGUUCUUGUCGCCUCCGACAGGGUGGCCGCUAGCAAUAUUGUCCAGAUGAAGGACGAUCAUGACAAGAUGUUUAAGAUGAGUGAAAAAAUCUUACUCCUGUGUGUUGGAGAGGCUGGAGACACUGUACAGUUUGCAGAAUAUAUUCAGAAAAAUGUACAACUUUAUAAGAUGCGAAAUGGAUAUGAGUUGUCUCCGACAGCAGCAGCUAAUUUCACACGCCGAAACCUGGCUGACUGUCUUCGGAGUCGGGUCCAGUCCUCACUCCCUUACUGCGAUGCCCUAAAAUUAUCUAUUAGCAUUCACCAUCUCUAUUUUACAGAUGUGGAGACUGAGACCCCAUAUCAUGUGAACCUCCUCCUGGCUGGCUAUGAUGAACAUGAGGGGCCAGCACUCUACUACAUGGACUACCUGGCUGCCUUGGCAAAGGCUCCUUUUGCAGCUCAUGGUUAUGGUGCCUUCCUGACUCUCAGUAUCCUGGACCGAUACUAUACACCAACUAUCUCACGUGAGAGGGCAGUGGAGCUUCUUAGAAAAUGUCUGGAGGAGCUCCAGAAGCGCUUCAUCUUGAAUCUGCCAACCUUCAGUGUUCGAAUCAUUGACAAAAAUGGCAUCCAUGACCUGGAUAACAUUUCCUUCCCUAAACGUGAACCCUAACAUCGUACCCUCCUUCCCACUUGCCAGGAAACUGUUUUUGACAGGAACCUUUAAUUUUUUCUACUCUUUGGAUGUGUACUCGUGAAAGAUGGUUAAUUCUGAAUAAAAUUAAAUAUGGGUAAAUUAA
Messenger RNA from Marmota monax (woodchuck), 944 nucleotides. RefSeq names its product proteasome 20S subunit beta 2 (gene Psmb2). Gene Ontology annotation, molecular function: peptidase activity. Gene Ontology annotation, cellular component: proteasome core complex, beta-subunit complex; proteasome core complex; cytosol. Lineage: Eukaryota; Metazoa; Chordata; Mammalia; Rodentia; Sciuridae. The record is from RefSeq and is a predicted model, not a curated record. Bases 128 to 817 code for a protein of 229 amino acids. Gene Ontology annotation, biological process: proteasomal protein catabolic process. The transcript is spliced from 7 exons.